UUCACGCAGCCCCGGAAGCGUCGUCUCUAUUUCUGCGUACAAAACUUUCCAUCUACCUUCUUACUGAAAGGAAUAUAGUUCGCUCUAAAGUGAAGGAUCAUCCCUACGUUCUUUCUUUCUGCCCUUAUGCAUUUAUGUGUAUCUUUCUUGGAUAGUUAUACAAGAAGUGAAAGAGACGUGGGCUUUCGUUCACCAUUGUUUGAGAGAGAAUGAGUCUUUUAGAAAGAUUGUUGGCAUUGGCAUGGAUGAUGGCGAUGGUUGCGGUGAUGAGGGUCGCUUCACAUGAUUAUGGGGAUGCACUCAGUAAGAGCAUUUUGUUCUUUGAAGGACAGAGGUCAGGGAAGUUACCCUCUACCCAAAGGAUCACUUGGAGAAAGGAUUCUGCUCUUAACGACGGCCAUCAGAUUGGUGUUGAUUUGGUGGGCGGAUACUAUGAUGCUGGUGACAAUGUUAAAUUCAACUUUCCAAUGGCAUUCUCAACGACAAUGCUGGCUUGGAGUGUAACAGAGUUUGGCAAGUUCAUGGGUCCUGAUCAGCAACGUGCACUAGAAGCUAUUCAGUGGGCAACUGAUUACUUCCUUAAAGCCACCAGCAUUCCCGGCUUUGUAUUUGCGCUAGUUGGUGAUCCUUAUGCCGAUCACAGUUGCUGGGAGAGGCCUGAGGACAUGGACACCCCUAGAACCCCUUAUGCAGUCAGCAAAACUUUCCCGGGCUCUGAAGUUUCCGGCGAGAUAGCGGCUGCCCUUGCUGCUGCUUCUAUUGUGUUUAGGCCAAAAAACCUUGGAUAUUCUGCAAGGCUUCUCAAAAGGGCUAAAAUGAUUUUUGAUUUUGCAGAUACUUACCGCGGAUCUUACAAUGUUAGUCUUGGACAAUGGGUGUGCCCAUUUUACUGUGAUUUCAGUGGCUACGAGGAUGAAUUGGUCUGGGGAGCCGCAUGGUUAUAUAGGGCCACUAAGGCGCCUAAUUACCGGAACUAUGUUGUGGAUAACGCAAAACAUUUAAGCAAAAUCUUAGUAAGAAAUAUAGAUGGUGCCACGUAUAGCGGUGGUAGUUUCGCUGAAUUUGGAUGGGAUGCUAAGCAUGCAGGCAUUAACGUACUUGUUUCCCAGUUGCUGCUGAGAAGCAAUACUACUAAUUUAUUAGAUCCAUUCAUUCCCAAUGCGGACAAGUUUGUAUGCACUGUGUUGCCUGAAUCACCUACCCUAUCAGUCUCUUACUCUCCAGGAGGACUCCUAUUCAAACCAGGAGGAAGUAACAUGCAACAUACGACGACUUUGUCCUUUCUUCUUCUGGUUUAUUCUCUUUAUUUAAAUCAAGCCAAUAAACUGAUUUAUUGCGGUAACGUCGUUGCCAAUUCUUCUAGACUCGUGGAAAUGGCCAGAAGCCAGGUGGACUAUAUACUUGGAAGCAACCCAUUGAACAUGUCGUACAUGGUGGGAUAUGGGCAAAAAUAUCCUCAGAGGAUACACCACCGGGGAUCGUCUCUGCCUUCCAUUGAUCAGAUUCCUGAACACAUAGAUUGCCAGGGCGGAAGUGCAUACUUCAACAGUGACAAACCUAAUCCCAACUUGCUAAUAGGGGCUGUUGUUGGAGGACCUGAUAUGGAGGAUUCCUACGCUGACUCUAGAGCUGAUUUUGUACAUUCCGAGCCUACUACUUAUAUUAAUGCGCCUCUUGUUGGUCUCUUAGCUUAUUUCAGAUCCCAUCCCUCCUCAUAGCGUUUACAUUUAUUUUUAUUUUUAUUUUAUAGAUUUAUUCGUCCUUUUUUUUCUUUUGAACUAAAAAAAAAAGUACAGUUUUAAGAAAAAUGAAAUAUUCUUAUGAAUUAUUUAA
Messenger RNA from Hevea brasiliensis (rubber tree), 1833 nucleotides. RefSeq names its product endoglucanase 8. Gene Ontology annotation, biological process: carbohydrate metabolic process. Lineage: Eukaryota; Viridiplantae; Streptophyta; Magnoliopsida; Malpighiales; Euphorbiaceae. The transcript has 7 exons. The record is from RefSeq and is a predicted model, not a curated record. Gene Ontology annotation, molecular function: hydrolase activity, hydrolyzing O-glycosyl compounds. The coding region runs from base 210 to 1718 and encodes 502 amino acids.